AUGACUACUCUGGAGAUGUUGGAGUCUAUCUCAAGCCCAGCAGUUGCAGAACUGCAAGGAGAGAAUGAACCCAGUACAUCCUACAUGUCGACGCCUGACACGACUACUCUGGAGACGUUGGAGUCUACCCCAUGCUCAGCAGUUGCAGAAGUGCAAGAAGAGAUUGAACCCAGUAAAUCAAGCCCAGCAAAUACAGUUUUGCAAAGUGGAAACGAAGUCAGCAACAAUGAUCAACCCUCUGCACCUAGCCCACCACCUACAAACAGUCAUUCCGUUCUGAGCGAAGAAUCCGCGGCUGGACCUGUUCAGCCAGUGGAACUCGCCAUCAUUCGUCAAGCUUAUGGACCAGGGUUGGCAAUCGAGGAUGAUGACUCCAGUGGUCUUUCCAGUCCUCCUUCUUCUCGCAGCCCCGUGUCCGGCUUUGGAAAAGAUGGUGAUGACGAAUACGGCGCCACAGCCUUGUUGUCUCUUCAGGACCAGACGCAACUACCUAGUAUACGAGCUCAACUUCCGGGCCAGUUCCCGAUACCGAGUCCUCCCACUGUAGGACGCCGUAAGCGCAGGGCAUCCAAUCCCGUCCCCAGCACGACAGCCUACACGAACCAACGACCUAAGCGCAAAACAACCAGUCGUCUAUCUAGUUCAGCUUUGGACAAAGCUUCUCGACCCGUGACAGCUUCGCCUAGCAGCUCACAAGUCAGUUGUUCUAGUUGCGGUAAAACCUGCAGAGACUCCAAGGUUCUUGAACAGCACAUGCAAGAAGCCACAGUGCACAUUGGCAACGUAUGUCGAUGGCCCGGCUGCAGCCAUAUUGCUCCGAGUAGCAGAGCUCUAAACAAGCACAUCACUGAUCAUAAUACAGAAUUAAAACCUCAGUCCGAUAGCAACGUUUUCAAGUGUAUGUGGCCGAAUUGCGGUAAAACCUUCACUUUGGCAGAAACUCUAGCACGACACCUUCGAGCCCACCAAAUCUCGGCAAGCCAAGCGACUGAGAAUGGCACCACGCAGGCCUAG
Truncatella angustata is the source of this 1014-nucleotide messenger RNA. RefSeq lists its product as uncharacterized. Lineage: Eukaryota; Fungi; Ascomycota; Sordariomycetes; Amphisphaeriales; Sporocadaceae. The record is from RefSeq and is a predicted model, not a curated record. The transcript has a single exon. Bases 1 to 1014 code for a protein of 337 amino acids.